Messenger RNA from Dioscorea cayenensis subsp. rotundata (Guinea yam), 1551 nucleotides. RefSeq names its product aspartyl protease family protein At5g10770-like. Gene Ontology annotation, molecular function: aspartic-type endopeptidase activity. The transcript is spliced from 2 exons. The record is from RefSeq and is a predicted model, not a curated record. NCBI's taxonomy places the organism in Eukaryota, Viridiplantae, Streptophyta, Magnoliopsida, Dioscoreales, Dioscoreaceae. Gene Ontology annotation, biological process: proteolysis. Bases 299 to 1447 code for a protein of 382 amino acids.
CUCCCGUGACUAUUCAAUAAUUAAUCCUCUUGUUUCUCACUUCAUCUUCAUCUUCAUCUUCUUCUUCAUCUUCAUCCUUAUCUCUUGUAAGCUUAACAAUGCUGAAAACCAUGCAGCAACUUCCUUUCCUUCUCUUCAUUCUUUCAUCCAUUCAUGUCCAUUGCCUCCACCAAGACAACCACCUCCUCUUCCCUCUUCACAACAACCUCCUCAAUGGACUCAUCCUCCCUACCACAACUCUCCUUUCUCUUUCCUCCCUCCAAGAUCAAGAAGAGAGAAAAAUGGCAUAAUACUAGAAAUGAAGCACAAAAGGCAUUGGUCUCAUGAAGAUGAACUCAUAGGAAUCUCAAAGUCUGCUGCUCAAAUCCCAUUGAAGUCAGGAAUUCUGCUCAAAACACUCAACUACAUUGUUAGCAUCAAGCUAGCAAAUAGAAAAAUGACGAUGAUCAUCGACACCGGUAGUGAUCUCACAUGGACACAAUGCAAGCCUUGUUUCUCUUGCUACAUCCAACAAGACCCUGUUUUUGAUCCUCACUUAUCAUCAUCUUAUCAAAACAUAUCAUGUGACUCAUCAACAUGCAUUGCAGUUAAGCCUAUUACUAGUGGUUGCACCAGCAAUGGUGCAAACUGUGGCUAUGCAUUGAGCUAUGGUGAUGGUUCUUACACUCUUGGUGUUCUUGGCAAGGAUAAGAUCAAUCUUGGAGGUAUAACUGUUGAAGAAUUCAUCUUCGGUUGUGGCCGGAGUAAUCACGGUCUUUUCGGGGGAGUUUCGGGUAUAAUAGGACUUGGUAGAACACAAUUGUCUCUUGUUUCUCAAACUAUAAAUCAGUUUGGAGGUGUCUUCUCUUACUGCUUGCCAACAAGAGCAUUCAAUUCAUCUGGUUCACUAAUUCUAGGCAAUGAUUCUUCUCUUUAUAGAAAUCUAACCCCAAUUUCAUACACUAGAUUAGUUUCAGGUCCUGUUAAAUUGCCAUUCUACUUUGUGAACCUCACCGGAAUGAUCAUUGGCGGCGAAAGACUCACCGAAGGGUUGUUUAAUGGAAGAGUUCUUAUUGAUUCAGGAACUGUGAUCACUAGACUUGCUCCUUCAGUGUACAGAGCUUUGAGGGAUGUGUUUACUAAGCGGUUUUCCGGGUACCCUCCGGCGCCGUCUUUUUCGAUCUUGGACACUUGUUUUGAUCUUUCAGAAUAUGAGGAAGUGAAGGUGCCAAUAAUGAAGUUUGAGUUUGAGGGAGAUGUGGAAUUGACUGUGGAUGUUACUGGGAUUUUGUAUAUUGUUAAGAGGGAUGCUUCUCAGGUUUGUUUGGCAGUUUCAAGUCUUGAGAGUGAAGAUGAAGUUGGGAUCAUUGGGAAUUUUCAGCAGAAAAAUUUGAGGGUUGUUUAUGAUUCUGCAGGGUCAAAACUAGGGUUUGCAAAAGAGAUUUGUGGUUAUGAUCAUCAGAAUUGAUGAUAUCAUUGUACUUGUUUUCUCUCUCUGUUUUAGUUUGUUCUUCAGAUAAAAAAGAAAAUAAAAAAAAAAAACUUUGGCUUUCCUGCAAUGCAGAGCAUCAG